AUGGAAUCAAAUGGAACGCGCAAAGGGCCGCUGCCUGGAGGUCGCCAGGGCGCGUCUGGAGCUGGCGCUGGACGCGACAGCAUGCGAACCGCCAGCCGAGCGCGAGGUGCUGCACGACCACCCAGCAGCUCCUCGCAUCCAUCAUCCCCACCAGCUGGCUUGGUGCCGGCAGGGUCUUCGCGGGCUCAGCAAUCGGCACCCGCCACUGGUGGAGUACGCCGCAUGCGUUGGACAACCCAAAUGAACAGCAACGCAUUGCGGGCGUAUUUUAGGGCUAAGGGGGGAGAAACUGGAGGUUUUGCGUAUCGGGCAAGGAUGCAUCGACUUUUUGCUGAGCUGGAGCCAUCUGUAACCGUCACCGAGCAAAACCUGGCAGACCGAGUUCGGUAUAUCUUGCGCUCAAAUACAUUUGAUGUCACCGAACUCGAACGGCUACGACGUGAGGCUGUUCCUUCAUCGGGUGAAAAUGCUGCGGCUGAGGAUGCGGCGCCACAACUUGCUGAGCAAACGGCAAAUGUGGAUGCCGCCGUGAAUACGCCAGUUGUGGUUGAUUCAAACGAUGAUGGAACAGUCGCCCAGGAACUGGAACUAGAGCAAAUGAGGAGUACAUUGGAAGAGGCGAUUGUGGAAACGCGCAGUACGACUCUCGAAAAUCGACCGCGACUUCCCCGCUUAGCCCUAAGCAAGCGGAAUCGGGCUGUCGUGAGGGCUCUGAACCCAAUGCUGGUUACCUAUUUGGAAGCCAGCCGGGACCUUUGCGAUACGGACUCAAUUCUUUUUGGCGCCGCACUGGCAGUCUGCCGUAUUAUAGGUGCCAAACUUUCCACGGCUGGACGCGCUACUGGACAAAGUAGUGCUAUCCCACCCUGGAGAAUAAGAAUUGAAGAACGUAUCGCAAAGGCUAGGGCCCUCAUCGGCAGACUGAUAUGCUUCAGGUCAGGCAAUACCAGGCCAAGGAUUGUGCGCACCGUCAGGAUGGCGUUUGCUGGGACAAAUGUUAGUUUGUCCCAGCCGGAUAUAAUGCAAAAACUGACGGAGCGCAUAGACGACCUGAAGCAAAGAAUAGCUGCUUGGGGAAAGCGGAUUCGGCGAUAUACCGAGAGGUCGACACGGUUCAACCAGAAUCGUCUCUUCCAGAGUGAUCAGAAGAGGCUCUAUAAAUCAUUGGAGCGACCAAUAGUAAGUGGAACGGGCCCUGCACCAAAUCAGACCGACAUGGUAGCAUUCUGGCGCAGCCUGUGGUCAGAGCCCGUAAACCACAACGAGGGCCCUUGGACGGAAGUUGUGGCGAGUCAGUGUGCGAGUAUUAUGCCCAUGGACCCCGUCAUCAUAACGCCGGAUGACGUAGCUGAGGCGGUCCGUAGGGCCCCGAACUGGAAAAGUCCGGGGCUUGACGGGCUGCAUCACUACUGGCUGAAGGGGUUCAUGUUAACUGUUCCAACGGUGUCGGCGAGCAUCAAAAUAAUUUGCUAA
Messenger RNA from Parnassius apollo (apollo), 1473 nucleotides. Lineage: Eukaryota; Metazoa; Arthropoda; Insecta; Lepidoptera; Papilionidae. The record is from the annotation of a GenBank genome assembly.